This is a messenger RNA of Plasmodium fragile, 4350 nucleotides long. RefSeq lists its product as uncharacterized. NCBI's taxonomy places the organism in Eukaryota, Apicomplexa, Aconoidasida, Haemosporida, Plasmodiidae. Bases 1 to 4350 code for a protein of 1449 amino acids. The transcript is spliced from 2 exons. The record is from RefSeq and is a predicted model, not a curated record.
AUGGAAGAAGGUCCACUCGAAGGAAACCCAACGAUUCCCCCGUUUGACACUGAACCCUAUGAAAGUUUAAUCAAACGGGAAAAAUGUGACAACCUGAAUGGGAGUGGUCACCAAGCCAAGGAAGCAAGUGGCAUGGAUAGCGCAAUGAAAAGACAUACCUCCAAGGGAGGAGAAAACAAAUGGACUAAAAAUGAACAAAAUAAAUGUAUCAUAUUUUCUACCCUGCUAAGAUAUAAAAAAUAUUUAACGAAAAAAGGAAACACUUACUUUGACUUUAACCAAACAAACUUAAUGUUAAACGAGAAGGAACUUUUACUCCAGAGUAGCAACUACUUUCACCUGUUUGACAUAAGUUCACUGUUCUACCCCCAUGUGUACGUUAAUGUAUAUUCCCACAUGAGUGUUAACAUAUCGGAUUAUUUAAAUUACGUGAAGAGGGGGUCCCCAGAGUGCAACGCGGGGAAGGACCUCUCAUUACACGCAAACCAAUGUAUGCAGUACGCCACUCGGCAGGAGUUCAUUUUGGAAGCCAUUCAAAAAGUGGAACACAUAGAAGUGUUCAAAAAAGUGCAACUCGUCAAAAAGCUCCUCCUGACGGUGAACAGGGAGGUCGCCCAGAAGGUCCAGGACUACGUGGACUACAUCCCGGAAGUCAACCCAAACGAUUACAUCUUCGUGCAGACGAACCGACAGAAUGAUCUCCUCUUUGGCUACGUGAAAAGUAGCAAGUUUAAUUUAAUUUUUGAAAUUUUUAAUUUUAAAAAUUUUUUUAAAAAAUGCCACAACGAUAAUGUAGACGUAACUGUACACGAGGUGAAGGAUAAAGGAUCCGAUGGACAAAGUUUUGUUGAGCAUGUCGGCACGGAAAGAGAGAUAUAUCUGAAGGAACAGCCCAUUCAUGUGAAGAGGGUUGUGUACCAGAAUAUCAAAUUUUCUUCCGUUCACUACUCCAAUUAUUUCUUCUUUAAAAAUGCCCCUAUGGCGUACAUUGUUUCCGGAGAAGGCAAAAAAAAGAAAAAAAUUUUCACAUUUAAUUUGUGCAUAAAAUACGUAAAAAAUCAUAUCUUCGUGUUGAUGCUAUUUAAUUAUAGUCCCCCCCCAAAGGAUGAGAAACAUUUUUGUGUGAACGAGGAGGGAGCCGUUCCAAACUUGGACGAAAUGGAAAUGCAAAACAAACAAUUUAACCUGAACGAGACAGACAAAAAUGUAUUCAAAAGAAAUACUUUUUUUGUACAUAAUUUGUAUGACCAAUUAAAAUGUAAAAUUUUGAGUCUUAUUAGUUUUGUGAGUUUCCCCCCAAAUGAUUACAUAGCAGAUAUUCAUUUGACCAAACUAAAGAGGUGUCCUGCUUCUUCCACAGGAAGCUACUCCUUCAGCGUGUACUGUUUAUCUAAUGGAGGGGUCAUUUACAUUUUUAUGUGCUCUUUUGUGGUCACAAAUAACGCUUGUGAAGAUUCGUUCCAAUUGCACGUGUGCAAAUAUUACCAUUUUGAGUUAAAGAGGAAGGACACCUACCAUACCAUCAAAGUUGUCAAGUGCAGCUCUGACUUCCUGCGCGCUCUCUGCGGAGGGGAACCACAAACCCGCGCAAGGAAGACGAAGAAGAAGGGCGUUAAUCGAAAGAGGAACAACGCACAAGGGGAGCAGUGUGCGUCCAAAAGCAAUUCCGAAAUGUGCCAUGGGGUAGAGGAAGAUACGGUUACGCAACACCAACGUGACAACGUUGAUGAAGCGCGAGGGAAUAUAAUUUGUUCACAAACCAGAUCGGAUGGACAGGAGCCUACGAGUGGAUCCAUCCAAAUGGAAAAACACAAACACCUCUUCAUGAUAAUAACGAGCAAGUGUGACUUGUUCAUCAUGACCUUGAGGAGGAAGAAAAAAGGAGGAGAUAUUGAAUUGGUAAAUUAUUCCUGCACGAAUAGCAACAACCCAAACGACGUCAUCCAGGGGGUGCUAGUCAAUAAGCACCAUUUUGAAAAGGCCGAUGAGAGGGAGAAGAAAACUGUUCCAAGGGGACACACCAGCAACCGUAUGCAUCCUCAUCAUAUGAAACAACCAAAUAGAAGCUGCUCAUUGUUUGAGCUAUUGUGCUAUUUUCAAAAUGGGGACGUCAGUAGGUACAACUUUGUGUGCACCGCGAAGGAACAGCACCUGGAGUUCUUUCUCACCAAAAAUGAAAUGCCCAAAGGGGAACUCCUGUGCAAGAAGCAAUUCUUCAUUCCGAUCCUCUUCCCAUUUAAUGAAGAAGUGCUCAAGAAGAAGAAGAAGAAAAACGACAACAGUGUAACCUUGUACAAUACACAAACCAGUUUUUUUAAAAGCAUAUUUUUUAUUUACUUCCAAGAGAAGCAAUAUGAGAAUGUCAGUCUAUGCGUAAAUGAUCAGUGCUUAGUUGUCACGUAUGUAAAGUCCGUUUGUAAGUUGCUGCGGAAGAUUCGCGCAGUGAUAGAGCGGGCGAGGAGUUCCCAAGGGAAAAUUCCUAGCGAGGGGGAUCUAACGUCCAACGAUCAAGUAGGUGUCCUUGAAGAGAGAAGAAAGAGCAAUUGCCGAAUCAGCGAUGCAACAGAUGAGCGAACUAACUUCUUCACAGGAGGGGAAACACUCAAUGGAAAUUUAUUCACACACAGGGAACACAAGACGCACUUUUGGGAGUACAAAUAUAUCCUUUUCGGCUUUUAUGAUUUAUUUUUAAUAAGUCAACAUAAUAGCAGCGGCAAUGUGAGCGUAAAUGUUAACGACAACCCUAGCAGCAACCCUGACCCCAGUGUGAACGAAAGGGACAAAAGGAAACACGCCGCGAACACAAUGAACGUGUACGAUGCACACAGCCAUUUUAAUUUCCUCAAUAUAAUAAAGGACUACCUAUCCUAUGAUACCCUUGUUGGGUGUGUCCCUAACUCCUCAUCCUGCGAAAAAAUUAGGAAGAUUAAAAUGAAUUUUUAUCACUUCCUCCAAUUAUUAACUCAUUUUCAAGCAAACUACGUUAGCGAGGGGAACUCCUUUUUUCACCUAAUAUUUAAUGAACUGUUUGAUAAAAAUAUUUACCCUGGUGGUGCCAAUAGCACCAAUGCAGUGGGCAGGGAGACGUUAUCACUUCAGUUGGAUCCCAUCCUAGACAUAAGGACUCACUUCUCUGUUCUGUUUUCCUUCUUCAUUCACAUGUAUAAUUUUUGCUUGAAGCAACAUGGCAUCAGUGCCGACUCCUUCAGCUCGCACAUUACCUAUUUCCUCAUUAACAAAAAGACGCGCAGGAAUAGGAAGCGCUUCAGGUACGUGUACAGGCCGGAGCCGCGCCAAGAGGGCGGCAAAAACGUGCAUCCUGAUAAUGGUCCAGUUGCGGGUGCCGUUGCGGGUGCAGCUGCGAAUGCGGAUCACCUGGCGGAACAAAAAGAAGAAGACCUGCAGAUGAGCCCCGGGACAAAACUGCAGCCGAAACUGCAGGACACCCCGCAGGAAACUCCCCAGGCGAACCUACGCACCCUGCGCAAGUGCCUGUACUACAUAAGCAAGGCAAAAAAAUAUUUGCACUCCAUAUUUAGAGGCGGCGACAGCAGUGAAGAAGCUGGAUGGGGGGUCACCCUACCCCACGUGUACACAAAUUUGUAUCUGUGCCAAGUCCUUUACAUCAUGCUUAACACAUUACGAAUAAAUAAUACAAACUUAUUUGUGAAUAUAAAUUACGAUUUGAGAAAAAAUAACAUGGACUACUUCUACCUCCUCAUACUGCUCAAUAUGUAUGGCCUCCACAACAUGUUGAUGUCGCAUGGCUGCGGGGGCGUUCAGAACUCCCUCACUGGAGACGCAGAAGAAGAUGUGCACAAAUUGUUCAAUCAUAUUAUUCAAAGAGAAACUAUUCCAAGUGAAGGCAAAGCAAACACUGCACAAAUGGAAGGUAUUGAAGUAGAUCAGGACACGUUUGAAAGACACCAAGUGCUGAUACACAAUUUUAUAAAAAGGAUUACGAAUGGACUAAAGGAUGACCACUAUGUGGUUGAACGAAUUUAUUUUAAAAUAAACUGCAUUCUUUGUGGAAAGGUGUGUGUUUCAAAUUUGUAUAAUCAUUAUUAUAUAUGUGAACAGAAGCACAUUUUUAACAAAUGCAUGGUUACUCUAUGUUGUAUUGGCAAGAGUAGCCUGAUCAUCCCGAGUGUUUACCUGUCUCAUGAUUUAAGUAAAUCACUUUUUGAGGAGCCCAUCAGUACUUUACAAUUUAAUCUCCGCGUGAAAUUGGACUGUGCGUACUUUUGCUCCUUUUGCCAUUUGUUUAUUACCACCAAGAAUAGCUUCUUCGCGGAGCACUUCGUUUUUAAUCAGUGUCCCUUUUGUAAUCACGAUUUGGUGGCCGUGUGA